Messenger RNA from Cynoglossus semilaevis (tongue sole), 2218 nucleotides. It is a transcript of the gene rbm14a, whose product is annotated as RNA binding motif protein 14a. Gene Ontology annotation, molecular function: mRNA binding. The record is from RefSeq and is a predicted model, not a curated record. Gene Ontology annotation, cellular component: nucleus. NCBI's taxonomy places the organism in Eukaryota, Metazoa, Chordata, Actinopteri, Pleuronectiformes, Cynoglossidae. The transcript has 8 exons. Bases 81 to 1715 code for a protein of 544 amino acids.
GUCACAAGAAACCGGAACCGGAUGUGACGCAACCCAUAGAACUGCAAAGGGACCGCGUUGGAUGUCUAUUAAACACAGAAAUGAGCGGUGAGAACAUCAAGUUAUUUGUUGGGAACCUUCCAUUAGAUGCAACGCAAGACGAGCUGAACAAGCUCUUUGCUCCAUAUGGAGAGAUCAACACCUGCUCCUUGUUGAGGCAGUAUGCCUUUGUUACACUGAAAGGAGAAGGUGCAGCUGACAGGGCCAUACGUCAUCUCGAUGGUAAAGAGUACAGAGGGAGGCCUUUAGUGGUAGAGGAAUCCCGUGCACGUCCUCCAAACUCUACUAAAGUGUUUGUGGGCAACAUCAGUGCAACAUGUUCAGCCGACGACUUGCACGGACUGUUCUCAUCCUAUGGAAGAGUUCUAGACUGUGAUAAAGUCAAAGCCCGAUUAUGUUCAAAUGUCGGCUACGCCUUUGUACAUAUGGAGAGGAAAGAGGAAGCCCUGGUAGCCAUCGAGGCCCUUAAUGGAACCAUGUUUAAAGGCCGUCAGUUGGCGGUGGAACUGUCCAAAGCUCAGCCUCUGAUCAACCAAAUUGCAUCCGCUGGAAAUUUAGGGGGGAGAGAGGGCCUACUUCCUCGACCACCUCCAUCACUUGAGCAUCAUCAGAGUCAAGCGGCUGUGUUAGCAGCAGCUGCUGCAGCUGCCGCUGGGCUGCCCAUACAAGUUCAACAAAGUGUCCACAACUCUUUCUACAAUACGGCACCCUCUGACCCUACCUAUGCUGCUCUUAAGGGUAUUACUAGUGCUAGAGGUGCAGAUGGUGUAAUAUAUGGUGCCCUUGCCAGCCAGGUGUAUGGCUCUGUCGCUGACCAGGUAUACACUGAGCUGGCCAAUCAUAAUCCUCCCCCCGCCAUACCAGAAGAAGUAGAAGAUCCAAAUGCACCAGAUCCAACAACUCUUUUUGAAGCAGCGAGAGCCAAGUUUUUUCAGGACGGACAGAAGGUUCUGGCAGAGCAGCAUGUAGGAAGAAAAACAGCACCAUCAGAGAGUGAGCGGGAUCGCAGUCCAAUCAGAGGAAAUCGAGCGCCCCUACUCCCUGACCCUGUUCCAGGUUCUUUUGCUCAAUCACGACCCAAACGACGUGCAUUGCUCCCAACACCACCUGGAGUACCGCCAGAGGAAGCUGCCACCGCUGCUGCUGCUGCAACCACUGCACCUGAGGGGUCAGAUCCUCUUUCCAGGUCCUACACAGAGUACUACCAGCAAAUGCAUCAAUACCAACAGUAUCAACAGUACCAACAACAGUACCAGUACCUCCAGUAUGCCUACACCAAUCCUCCACCUCCUCCUCCAUUACCGCCACCAUCCACCACAGGACAGGCCUCUCCCACGGCCCCUCCGCCUCCAGGGACAUACUCUGCCCCUCCUUCGUACAACUCAUCAGAAGCCUACGGACCACCGGGAACCUACAGUUCUUCAGGAAGUUACAACGCCUCGACGGGGAGCUACGACGCCACGUCCGGGAGCUACGACGCCUCAUCGGCAAGCUACAACAACUCGACGGGCUAUGACGCUUCAGGAGGCUACGGAGCAUAUGAUUCAUCUGGAGCUUACACAGCAGCAGGAAGCUACUCCACGUCCACACCGUAUGAGCAGACACCCGCACACGGGCAACCCACGCCCCAGCGCCAUGAUUACCCUUAUCACACGCCAGAACCCCCUUACCGAUAGUUUUACCCCCCCACCCCGCACACUUUUUCCACACUGUAGAUGCGUGAGCGUUUGUGUGAUUGUGUGUCUGUGCGCGUGUGUAUGCGCGAGUGCAUGUGUACUUACAUGAGGGACAGUGACAACGGCAGAGUCAGGCAGGGAGCGACGAUGUAAUUUGAACAGGUUUUUCAAUCUCUAGCAUCUUCUUUUCCUCUGUACAUUUUAUCCCUCGAGUCUCAUCUGCUCAGUUGAAGGUUAAUUUAGGAAGAAUCCAACAGUAAUCAGAAUUAGUAAUUGGUCACAGCUGGUCUAUUUUUGGAAUAUUCCCUAGAUUUAAGUUUUGUUACAUUAGUUUUGUCAAUUUCAUCACAAUUCUUUGGUUUAGUCAAUCUGGAUUGAUUUUAAUGGAAGGGUUUAAGUAGAGCAGUCUUGGUUUAAGGCCACUUACAUACUCUACACAAAUGUAUGUCCACACAGACCGAACCUUAGAUUCUACGACCAUGUCACAGUCUAGUCUAGGUUUU